Molecule: messenger RNA, 870 nt
Organism: Miscanthus lutarioriparius
Lineage: Eukaryota; Viridiplantae; Streptophyta; Magnoliopsida; Poales; Poaceae
Source: the annotation of a GenBank genome assembly
AUGGAGACGCCGCCGCCUUUCCAGGAGUCCGCCCACUGCGACGUCUGCCGCUGUACCUUCAGCACCUUCCGCCGCCGUCAUCACUGCCGCAGCUGCGGACGGACGCUGUGUCACGAGCAUUCUUCGUACCACAUGGCUCUCCCGCAGUAUGGGAUAUAUACCGACGUCAGAGUCUGCUACGAUUGCUUCAACAAAUCCUCGAGCCAAGGACGCGCUGGUAAUUCGGUGUCGUCUGGUAGCAUUUCUGGAGCAGCUGACUCUUUUUCAGGGCUGAGGUUGGGUAAAGAGGAUGCUUUGUCGCCUAUGAGGAAUUCAACAGUUCAGAGCACGGCACCCCUUAUUGAGUGCAAAUGUGGGAUGCCUUUGUGUAUAUGUGAAGCACCAAAACCAGAACCUGCACCUGUAAAGAAUAUCAGCACCGUUCCCUCAACCACACAGUCUAAUCCAAGGCCAAAGAAGCCUGCUAACACCCAACAGAAGGCUUCAGCUACUUCCAGUAGCAACUCAAGCCCAUUCUUAAAUAUUGGAUUGAUGAGCAACGAUAGCAAUGAUAAGGGUCUUUCUGACUAUGAAGUUAGUGGGGAGGGACUGAGAGAAGCAAUUAAAGGUGGAGAUGUUAAGGGUGUAAAGAAACUUCUUACACAGGGAGUGGAUUCUAACUACUGCGACAAACAAGGAUUUACUUUGCUACAUUUGGCUGCAUUGUUUAACCAGACUGAGAUUGCUCUUAUUCUCAUGGACCAUGGCGCAAAUGUUGAAAGCAAAAAUGGGCAAGGGGAAACUCCUUUAGACUGCGCUCCAGCAAUGCUGCAGUACAAGAUGCGACAACAGAUGGAAGAACUCGCAGCUUCGAGGAGACCACUAGAGUGA